Molecule: messenger RNA, 1627 nt
Organism: Leucoraja erinaceus (little skate)
Lineage: Eukaryota; Metazoa; Chordata; Chondrichthyes; Rajiformes; Rajidae
Product: zinc finger MYM-type protein 5-like
Exons: 2
Coding region: 377-1627 (416 amino acids)
Source: RefSeq, a predicted model, not a curated record
GGCCGGUUUUAAGCCUAUUUGACCAAUUUUAUCAAAUUGGGCCCCGCACCUUAAGGGGGCCCCGCGCCAGCGGCGACAGAGUUACCGUUUGAAGCCUUUUCUGUAUUCUAAGAGGAAUAAACCACUACUGAAAACGUGAAAUGAAGAAUGAGAAAUUUUUAUUCCAAAAAUGGCUUGUUGGUGGAAUAGCUGAUUCUGAAUAUAAUGAUUAUUUUUCGUGUUCCAUGGAUACUUAUAUAGGGUAGUUUUUACUUUUGGGGAACGCACCGCAUUACCGUCGGCAAAUCCUUCAGCCCGGCGCCGCCAAAUCAUUCCGCCCGGAUUAUUGUCAUUGUUUGUCUUUUCUAAAAAAGAUAAUAUAAAAAGGCCUUACAUCAUGGCAAGCACAAGCAGAGAUCGAGACAAAGGGCGUCAAUAUUUAAGUGGCAACCAGAAACGAGCACUGGUCAAGGCUAAGGUAGCUGAAAAUGAAAAACAUAGAGGUGUUAUCAAAAAAUUCCUUGUCACUCCAUCUUUGAAGCGCCCAUAUAUUGAGGAUGAAGAAAACAAAAACUAUUCAGAAAAUUACGAUAUGGCUUUGAGUCCAAUUACAGUUGAUAAAUACAAUGAUGACAUUGAUAACAAAUUAGAAAAGGAUGACGCAGCUGUGAAUCAAAUUGAAGACGAUCUCAAUGCACCAGAAGACAGUGCCAAAGCAGAAAGCUUACUUAUGACCGGAGAAAAACAAGACCAAACAUCAUGCAUGAGUACAGUUGUAAUUAACAUGUAUGAUGACCCAACCAGUUGGCCAGCAGAUAUAAAUAAAAAUGUAAGAGAUUAUUUAACAAUGAAAGGUCCUCCUAAUGUUCCAGUGAUCAGCUUUCCAAGAAAUGAAAAGGGAUUGUGUUUUUCAAGGUUUCACUGUAAGAGGACACUUCCAAAUGGUGAGAGUGUUGAAAGACCUUGGAUUAUACACUCUCAGUCUGCUGAUAGAAUUUAUUGCUUUUAUUGCAAACUUUUUAGUAAGAACACAACCAGUACAUUAUCAACAAGUGGAUUCAACAACUGGUGUAAUCUUCAUACAAGGUUAUGUGAGCAUGAACAUUCAAAGAACCAUUUGAAAGCCACAUGGAGUUUCGGGGAGUUACACCAAAGACUUUGUAGUGGACAGACAAUUGACAAAGAGCUUGAAAAAAUCGUCAAUGAACAUGCAAAGCACUGGCAGCAAGUAUUCAAAAGGUUAGUAGCAAUAGUGCAGUUUCUUGCUGAGAGAAAUUUAGCAUUUAGAGGAACAAAAGAAAAUGUUGUUAAUGAGAGUGUGCACAAUGGAAACUUUUUAGGUCUUGUGGAGCUGCUUGGAAAGUUUGACCCUGUUCUUGAUACACAUUUGCGAAAAAUCAAAACCCACAAAAUUCAUAAUCACUAUUUAGGAAAAAAUACUCAGAAUGAACUACUAAACAUCAUGGCUACAGCUGUUUUGAAUGAAAUACUGAAACGUGUAAAAGCAGCUAAGUACUACGGCAUUAUUUUAGACUGCACACCUGAUAUGAGUCACCAAGAACAAAUGUCUCUAACGAUCGGGGAUGUGUCUGAUGGUAAUUUGGCUCCUUCGGGUGUUUAUGAACAUUUCAUAAAGUUUAUACGUUGA